Messenger RNA from Aspergillus fijiensis CBS 313.89, 702 nucleotides. RefSeq names its product putative membrane biogenesis protein (Yop1) (gene yop1). The record is from RefSeq and is a predicted model, not a curated record. Lineage: Eukaryota; Fungi; Ascomycota; Eurotiomycetes; Eurotiales; Aspergillaceae. The transcript is spliced from 7 exons. Bases 86 to 595 code for a protein of 169 amino acids.
CUCUGCCAAAAACAUCCUGCCUACUGAUAACGAUUCGACUCUUCUCCUUCACAACCACCUUAUCAGCUUGUCAAAUCCAUCCGAAAUGGCUUCUUUCCAGGAUCGUGCUCAGCACGCCAUUGCCCAGCUCGACAAGGAGCUCUCCAAGUACCCCCUUCUCAACAACCUUGAGCGCCAGUCCUCCGUCCCCAAGGUCUACGUGAUCCUCGGCCUGGUUGGUAUCUACACCUUCCUCGUCUUCUUCAACAUUGCCGGUGAAUUCCUCGUCAACCUCGCCGGUUUUGUCAUCCCUGGCUACUACUCCCUCAACGCCCUCUUCACCGCCGGUAAGGCCGACGACACGCAGUGGUUGACGUACUGGGUUGUUUAUGCCUUCUUCACCGUCCUUGAGAGCGCCGUCAGCGCCCCCUACUGGUUCCCCUUCUACUACAUCUUCAAGUUCGCCCUUGUCCUCUGGAUGGCUCUGCCCCAGACCAACGGUGCUCAAAUCGUCUUCCACUCUUUCAUCCAGCCCGUGCUCGGCCGCUUCUUCCAGGGCGGUUCCACCUCUGCGAACCUCCGCGCCCAGGCCGACGCUGCCACCAAGGCGCAGUAAAUAGACUUUACUUAGAAAGUUGAGCAGCUGUGGGGCCGAUCUGCAGUCUCCAUAGACUGUAGAUCAGACCCCAGGGCUCUCGACAGGUGGAGGUCGAAAAAAAAACC